AUGGAACAGUUUAAAAAUGUUUUCCAGUCUCAAAUAAUUGAGGCGCUUGGAGCUACCGUGGAGCGAGUGCGCCCUGUUUCAAUCACUCACAAAGAUCAUUUUGUCAACAUUGCAAGAAGAAGAGCUUUAGAAGCAAAUGUAGCACCAGUAAAAAGAGAAACGAAUGACAUGCAAACUACCGGUUCAGCGCAUGCCAUUGUUAAAACGCUGCACCCCAAACAAACAAAUGGUUCAGCAUAUGCCAAUAGUGAAGUGCCACACAUUGGGAAAUGUUUUCCUAAUUCUGAUUCAAAGGGAGGUUUUUUUGCUGACCAAUUUGAGAAUUUGGCAAACUAUCGAGCCCAUUACGAGUGGACUGGUCCUGAGAUAUGGGAACAAACCAAAGGGACACUUCAUGCCUUUGUUGCUGCAGCUGGUACUGGCGGUACGGUUGCUGGAGUCUCACGAUAUCUGAAGGAAAAGAACAGAAAUGUCCGAUGCUUUUUAAUGGACCCACCUGGUUCUGGUCUGUUUAACAAGGUUACUAGAGGGGUUAUGUACACAAAAGAGGAGGCUGAGGGCAAAAGGCUUAAGAAUCCUUUCGACACUGUUACUGAAGGAAUUGGAAUCAACAGGGUCACAGCAAAUUUCACGAUGGCUGAACUAGAUGGAGCUUACCGAGGAACAGAUAGAGAAGCCGUUGAGAUGUCAAGGUUCCUGUUGAGAAAGGAUGGACUAUUCGUUGGGAGCUCUUCAGCCAUGAAUUGUGUUGGGGCUGUUAGAGUUGCCCGGGAUUUAGGUCCAGGACAUACAAUUGUCACAAUUCUGUGUGACAGUGGGAUGAGGCAUCUAAGCAAGUUCUUCAAUGAUGAAUAUUUGGCUAAUCAUGGGUUGACACCAAACGCUACUGGUUUGGAGUUUCUGGAUCAGUGAGAGCUUACAUGGAGGAAUGUAUUAUUUCAGCAAUUUUGUCAUCCUGUGAGGUCUAACUUGGCAGUGGUCAGCAGUCAGCGGGUGAACAUGCCGUAAUCAUCCCAUGUAGCAA
Lolium rigidum is the source of this 1024-nucleotide messenger RNA. RefSeq names its product cysteine synthase 2-like. The transcript has 4 exons. The coding region runs from base 1 to 912 and encodes 303 amino acids. Gene Ontology annotation, cellular component: cytoplasm. The record is from RefSeq and is a predicted model, not a curated record. Gene Ontology annotation, molecular function: cysteine synthase activity. NCBI's taxonomy places the organism in Eukaryota, Viridiplantae, Streptophyta, Magnoliopsida, Poales, Poaceae.